AUGAUCUGCAUUCAGUGCGUGCAAGAAGAGGACUCCUGCUUGUGCUCGUUCUUCGACUUUCGAGCUGCUGCUGGAGAACACGAGGACGAGUCAACACCUCCGGGCGAUCAGCUUCUUUUGCAAGAUGUCCUAUUCUCGCCUGCAAUAAGCCAUGCUCGAGAUACUGUAUCUCAAAGCUUCCUGAUCCACGACGUGCAGAAAGAUAUGUUGGACAUGGUCGCAUCACCAGACUCGACGGUUCAGCAAGAGGGCACUCCGAUUUAG
Molecule: messenger RNA, 264 nt
Organism: Microdochium trichocladiopsis
Lineage: Eukaryota; Fungi; Ascomycota; Sordariomycetes; Xylariales; Microdochiaceae
Exons: 3
Coding region: 1-264 (87 amino acids)
Source: RefSeq, a predicted model, not a curated record